Messenger RNA from Malania oleifera, 1584 nucleotides. Its product is annotated as myb family transcription factor PHL7-like. The record is from RefSeq and is a predicted model, not a curated record. The transcript is spliced from 7 exons. Gene Ontology annotation, molecular function: DNA binding; DNA-binding transcription factor activity. Bases 459 to 1370 code for a protein of 303 amino acids. NCBI's taxonomy places the organism in Eukaryota, Viridiplantae, Streptophyta, Magnoliopsida, Santalales, Ximeniaceae.
UGGGAUGCGCACGGAAUAUGAAACGCAACCUUUUGGUCCAAUUAACCAAAAAACAGAAAAACAGACGAGGGGAACGCGGACAGAGACUGCGCCAGUGAACCCUAGCUCUUGCUCGUGAGUCUACUUCAAACCUCUGGCUCCCUCCCAGGCUCCCACCCUCCGUCGCCGGGCAUCACACCCCAGAAGGAGAAGACAACGACUUCUGAGUUCUGAACCAGUGAAUAAGUGAACCCUAGCAUCGCGAGUCGCAACCUUCGAACUUUCCUCCCAGCCUCCAUCGCCUGACUUUGCAACGUUCGAACCCCAGCCGUGGCCGGACAUUGUAGCAGUGCAGCCUCCAUCGCUAAACGUCGCUUUGUGGAAGGCUUGAAUUCUUCUUAAGCCAAUGUUCCAGGUUCAAGUUUAGUUUGCUGGAACUCUUUAGUUCAUGGCCAGCAUUUAGAUUGUUAUGUGGCACUAUGGACUCCAUUACUAGGGGCAAUAAUCUCCACAACAAUUCUAAUCUGACAUCAAAGCAGCGGUUGCGCUGGACGCAUGAGCUUCAUGAACGCUUCGUUGAUGCUGUGGUACAACUUGGCGGGCCAGACCGGGCGACUCCCAAAGGUGUCCUUAGAGUCAUGGGUGUACAGGGUCUAACAAUAUACCAUGUCAAAAGCCAUUUACAGAAAUACCGUCUUGCAAAGUACCUCCCUGAUUCCUCAUCUGAUGGUAAAAAAGCGGACAAUAAAGAAUCUGGGGACAUACUUUCCAGUUUGGAUGGUUCUUCUGGUUUGCAGAUUACUGAAGCGCUCAAGCUGCAGAUGGAGGUGCAGAAGCGUUUGCAUGAGCAGUUGGAGGUGCAGAGGCAGCUGCAGUUGAGGAUAGAAGCCCAGGGCAAAUAUUUGAAGAAGAUUAUUGAAGAGCAGCAACGCCUCAGUGGAGUUCUUGCAGAAGUUCCUGGUUCAGGGGCUCCUGUCCCAUUAACAGGUGACAACCAUGCAGAGUCGGAAAAGAAGACAGACCCAGCAACCCCAGCACCAACCUGUGAGUACCGCCUCCAGGACAAGUCUAUGAAGGAAUGUGCCCCAUCAAAGAGCCUUUCACUGGAUGAAUCCUUCUCAUCUCAUCACGAGCCAUUGACGCCAGAUUCUGGUCACCGUGCCAGUUCCCCAGCUGAGAGCCCAAAAGGUGAGAGGCUGGUGAAGAAGCAGCGGGUAACGAGUGCAUCUAAUGCUAAACCACAGAUAGUGCUUACACAGAUACUGGAGUCAAGUUUAUGCUCAUCUUACCAGCAACCACGAUCAGUUAUCUUAACUUGUGAGCAGUUUAAUCCUUCAUCACGGACAUCAUGCAGUAAUGAAGACGAAAAUGUUUCAGUCAAAGAUAUGUGAUGUGUUGUUCCAUAGAAUUCGCAGGUUGGACUACUUUUCUUGGGUGUGGGGGUGAAGACAUUGGUGGUUGGUGUGAAAAUUUAAUGCACCAGAAAAAUAGGCAAAAGGAACUCACAGGUUUCAUAUACUUUCUUGCCUCUCAACUCUUUCAGUGGCAAAACUAAAGGUUUUAUUGCAAUGAAUAACUUAUAUUUUUCUUGGUUUAGGAUUUCAA